GUGCGAUAAUGGGCGCGCACGCCAAGGAAGGCAACCCCGCGGGCGUGGAGCGUACUUUCGAAAGGAUGAAGCAUGUGGGGGUGGUGCCGAAUGUCGCUUCCUACAACAUGUGGAUAAGGGCGCACACGAAAGCGGGCGACCCGAGGGGCGAAACCGAGAUCAGCGAAGGCGUUGAGAGGGUCCUGGACCUGAUGUCUAAGGACGAAACCGUGGGAGCGCCUGACGAAAAAACCUUCCGCGCGCUUUUCAAUUACUACCUGAAUAAUGGCCAGCAAGAGCGCGCCAGACAGCUUCUCGACUUGAUGAAGGAAGCGCUCCUUUAG
Amoebophrya sp. A120 is the source of this 323-nucleotide messenger RNA. The record is from the annotation of a GenBank genome assembly. NCBI's taxonomy places the organism in Eukaryota, Dinophyceae, Syndiniales, Amoebophryaceae.